This is a messenger RNA of Monodelphis domestica (gray short-tailed opossum), 2047 nucleotides long. The record is from RefSeq and is a predicted model, not a curated record. NCBI's taxonomy places the organism in Eukaryota, Metazoa, Chordata, Mammalia, Didelphimorphia, Didelphidae.
UUUCUCAGCGCGACCACCCCGGACAAGGAGGAGGCGGCGGCUGGGCGGCGGGCCAAGCUAGCGGCUUGGCUGUCCCGGGGGGGCGCCUGUCCCCAAGAAGGCACCGGGCUUGGACAGCGCGGGGGACGGGCCGCCGCCCGCCCCCUGCUGCCCGUUAGCGCCGCUUCCCGAGCCAGAACGCCCGAGGGUAGCCCUGGGUCGGCCGGGAGCGUGUCCGGUGGGGUCUCCAUGGCGAUGCUCCUCUGGCUCCCAGCACGCCCGCUUCGGUUGGCAUGGAAGCCGCUACCUCGAGGGCCGGUCGCGCCCUCGAUUGGCCCGAUUCAACAGACGCGGGUGGAUUGAAAGCGGGACCAGCGAGCGCGGCGGGUUCCAAGCUGGUUUGGGCAUCACCUGUCUGGUCGGUGGGAGGAGGGCCGCAGAGCAGUGCCAAUCCGGUGUCCAAGGAAGGGACGUGACCUUCACGUUGUAAUCCCUCACUGAAGACUGCAAGAGACAUUCUGGUCCGCCUAAUUAAAAAACAAAACAAAACAAAACAAACAAAAACAAAACAUUUUGCUGAUCCUUAACAGUUCCCUCUCCCUACUUCAGUAUUUGCUUUACUGGAGGUAGGAAAGUCUCUUCGUUUUUCUCUGAGGUCACCUAUGCCUUUGUAUUUGGGAGGCAAGGGGGAAGGGAAUAGAGAGUGUGGAUAUCUGGCUUAACUAUCUUUCCCUGCUCACAGUGGCCUGGGGAGACUGAGGCAAUGCGUCGCAGCAUCUCCAAGGGAAGGAUUCCCCUGGCCCCCGCAGCCCGAAGCCAGGAGAUCUGUCAGGUGGUUGCCAGAGCCCAGCCCAUCCCGGACCCCCCACAAAGAACUGUGCUAGGGCUGCUAACUGAAAAUGGGCAAUACAGGAGGACUUGUGGCCAGGGAAUCACAACCAUCAGGUGCUUCUCUGGAUCAGAAAAUGUCUUCCCUCCUGCUGGAAAGAAACUAAUUUCUAACUGUAUGGUCCAUGUGCCAGCCAAACAAGGCUUUGAUAUUUAUGUAGAUGAACCAGAGCAUGGGGAGAGAUGUAGUUGUAGCUGCACUGUUAGAGAAGAGAUUGCAUAUGAAGAUGUAUAUGAAGUGGACACCAGCACCCUGAAAUCGGACCUUCACUUCCUGUUGGAUUUUAGCACAGUUUCUCCUAUGUUGGUGGAUACAUCUCUGCAAUCACAGUUUGAGGAUCAUUUAGAUAUUGGUACAGAUGUAAUAAAUGUGACUGAAUAUGCUGAAGAAAUUCAUCAAUACCUUAGAGAAGCUGAAAUGAAAUACAGACCAAAGGCCCACUACAUGCGGAAGCAGCCCGAUAUCACAGAAGGAAUGCGUACCAUUUUAGUGGAUUGGCUGGUAGAGGUUGGGGAAGAAUACAAACUUCGAGCUGAAACUCUGUACCUGGCUGUCAAUUUCUUGGACAGGUUUCUUUCGUGCAUGUCUGUUCUCAGAGGGAAAUUGCAGCUUGUAGGAACAGCAGCCAUUCUGUUGGCUUCGAAAUAUGAGGAGAUUUAUCCACCAGAGGUUGAUGAAUUUGUCUACAUAACUGAUGACACUUACACAAAACGACAGCUAUUAAGAAUGGAACACCUGCUCCUGAAAGUACUAGCUUUUGACCUGACAGUGCCAACUACCAACCAGUUUCUUCUUCAGUACUUACAGAAACAAGGAGUCUGCCUUAGAACUGAGAACCUGGCCAAGUAUGUUGCAGAACUGAGCCUUCUUGAAGCUGACCCAUUUUUGAAAUAUGUUCCUUCACUGAUUGCAGCAGCUGCUUAUUGUCUGGCAAACUACACUGUGAACCGACACUUCUGGGUGUGUGAACACAUCUGUGAAGUGUGCCACUUCAGUUGGAGGCCCCAGCGAGAUCUAGAGCCCCAGGACCAGGAGGUAAGGACUUUGGAGAGUGCUGCUGUAAGAGUGUGUGUGUGUGUGUGUGUGUGUGUGUGUGUGUGUGUGUGCUUGCAUGGGGGAGAGUUCUCUAGUGUGAAUCUUAAAAUUGCUCAGACUAUACCUUAGAAGAUUUGGUUAAGC